UCAGGUAAAUAAGGCUAAAAGCACUUUUGCUCUGUUUUCUCUUCCCAGUCUGCUUCUCCAAGCUGAAAGAUGAAGCUGUCAGCACCAGAAAUUUCCACAUUCACAGUGAUUUUCGUAGUGUUUAUGGCAGUCUCAUCACUUUCAACUGAACCCAAAUGUGAAUUCAAGGCUAUCUUUAACUUCGGCGACUCAAACUCCGACACCGGCGGCUUCUGGGCAGCUUUUCCGGCACCGUCUCCACCCAAUGGCAUGACCUUCUUCAAGAAGCCCUCUGGACGGGCUUGUGAUGGGAGGCUUAUUCUUGAUUUUUUAGCUCAAGCUCUAGGGCUGCCAUUUAUAAGCCCAUAUCUGCAGUCAAUUGGGUCUGAUUAUAGACAUGGAGCCAACUAUGCAACAUUGGCAUCCACUGUGCUCCUGCCAAACACUUCCUUAUUUGUCACUGGCAUCAGCCCAUUUUCCCUGGCCAUUCAGCUCAACCAAAUGAAGCAAUUCAAGGUUCUAGUUGAAGAACAUCACUUCUCAGGAUCAAGUUAUCUUCCUCAACCUGACAUUUUCGCGAAAUCCCUCUACACGUUCUAUAUUGGUCAGAAUGAUUUCACUUCCAACUUGGCUGCCAUUGGCAUAGAUGGAGUCAAGCAGUAUCUUCCUCAAGUCAUCUCCCAAAUUGCAGGCACCAUCAAGGAGCUAUACGAGCUAGGCGGCCACACGUUUCUGGUUCUUAAUCUUGCACCAGUAGGUUGUUAUCCAGCACUUCUGGUGCAGCUGAAACACAACAGUUCAGACAUCGAUGAAUUCGGGUGUCUAGUCUCUUACAACAGGGCAGUGGUGGACUAUAACAAUAUGCUGAAGGAGGCACUGAGCCAAACCAGAAAGCUUCUCCCAGAUGCCUCUGUCAUAUAUGUGAACACUCAUGAUGUGCUGCUAGAGCUCUUCCAACAUCCCACACUUCAUGGUCUCAAGUAUAGCACCAAAGCAUGCUGUGGACAUGGCGGUGGUGCCUACAACUUUGACCCGAAAAUUUUCUGUGGAAGGAAACAGGUGGUGAAUGGUAGGAAUGUCACAGCAGAAGCUUGCAGUGAUCCUCAGAGCUAUGUGAGCUGGGAUGGGGUGCAUUCAACAGAAGCUGCAAAUAAGAUUGUGACAGAGGCCAUUCUCAAGGGCAAUUAUUUUGAUCCUCCUUUCCCAAUCAGUAAGCUCUGUGACCUUCAACCUAUAGGUUGAUUUCUUAAUGGAGACUCAUUAUGGUGGGGAUUAUUACUCUUAGAUACAUUAUUCAGAUAACUAGAAUUCCAAUAACUAUAAGGGAGACUCUCAUCAGAGGUAAUAAAUUAGACCUUCUUGUCAUGAAUCUAGAA
This is a messenger RNA of Vitis riparia (riverbank grape), 1355 nucleotides long. Its product is annotated as GDSL esterase/lipase At4g01130. The record is from RefSeq and is a predicted model, not a curated record. Gene Ontology annotation, molecular function: hydrolase activity, acting on ester bonds. The transcript is spliced from 5 exons. Lineage: Eukaryota; Viridiplantae; Streptophyta; Magnoliopsida; Vitales; Vitaceae. The coding region runs from base 70 to 1221 and encodes 383 amino acids.